AUUGCCGAAGAGGGAGAGAGAGUUCAACACUAGCACCCCGUUCAAAACGAUGAGCGCCAGUCCGAAUGUGCAACAAGCAGUAGCAGGCCGGCCAGAGCAGCCUCCUCUCGCUUCUACUCUCUGCCUGUCUUCGAGCUGCUGAAGAAGCUGCUGCUUCUGCUGCUGCCGCUUCGCCCACAUCUUUUGGCCUGCUGCUAUCUGAGCCUUAAAAUUCUCGACUCUUGCGUAGCGUCCCCAUCUGCUGCUGCUGCUGCUCGUAUCUCUGUCCGUCUGUCGCGUCGGGGGUCUCUUGCUAGCCAGGCCAGCCUAUUGCGCGGUGGUGACUACUGGGUUCGAGAAAUUGGUCGUCCGCAUCGCAAUCGUAGUGGAGGAAUUGAUGCAUGUUGCUCUGCCUGUGUGGGUGGACUGGUAGAGGUGGAAUGCUCUGUCAGCAGGGCUGAGCGCAUUUUUGCGGGGAAGAAGUUCGCUUCUGAUAAGCUGAGGUCGACGAGGCUUGCCUCGGGGUGAAGACAUUGAAUACUGUUUGUGCUUGUAGACGAGAGUUGUCGCUGUGUGUGUUUGUUUCGCGCGGCGACGAGGGUAGAGGAAUUUUGUACGGAUUAUCGUGUCUCUGUGUAGCCUAAUUUAGGAUCGGAGGAGGUUGGAGGCAAGAUUAUCGCUGGAGUGGUGGUUAUGAGGGUGGAAGGACGGGGAGGAAGGUGAAAGUAGAAUGGAUUUUUGCCGGGACCCAUCGGACCCAUGGAUGGAACCUGAAGUGUGGGGUAGGCCGCUACCCGUCGAAGUUCUGCAUACCAUUUUGACGUGGUUGCCCGUGCGGAGCUUCUGUCGCAUGCGGUGUGUAUCCAAGGAAUGGAACUCGUUCGCCCUGGAUGCAGGGUUCAAGCAGAUAGUGUCCAGAAUUCCUCCGCCCAUGCCAUUUUGGCUCGUUUUCAACCUCGUCGAUCAGGACAUCGUGUUCGAUACGUCGUCCGGGACUUGGCACAAGGCCGCCUCAUUUUUCUACACCUCAUGUUUCCUGUCGGACACGGCUUUCACCAAGAAGGGCAUGAUCACUUCCUCGGGAAGCCUGCUGCUGAUAACCACCACUGACCGACAAGAUCACUCCAUGGUGGUGUUCAAUCCCAUCAACAAGACGAAAAAAUGGAUUCCGAAAAUGCCCAGAAUUAGAAUGUGUCAUACCACGGGAAUAAUCAUGGACAAGAAGACGGGGUCGUACAAGAUUUAUGUGGUAAAUGAGCCAAUGCCAGGAGAAAACAUGAAAUUCCAGGUGUACGAUUCUCUGAAGAAUAAGUGGGAAUCAUCUGCACCUCUUUUGCGGGCCGGGGGACGACACGAAGUAUUGGGAGCCGCUGAGUAUGGCGGGUACAUGUACUGCUUGCUCGCAAAAUUGGCUCUGAACUACUCGUAUCAAGUGUACCGCGUGGGUGUGAAGGAGGAGAAAUGGGAACUCGUUCGAGCUGUGAUGCCCCGAGGCAUCAACUUUCCCCACUUGUUUGAACACGAGGGCCGCUUGCUGUUGGGUGGAGGCAUACAGGGUGCUAUUGCAGGGUCGCAUCGGACUCUGGCAGGAGUGUAUGUGUGGGAACUUGAUGUAGUGAGCGAUCAGUGGGUGAACCUCCGGCACGCGACCGAGACUUCGAGCUCCCCACGCAGUAAGUCAGAUACACAGGUGUUGGAGGUUGAGGCGGACACACACGAGUGGAUACCGAGACUGCAGAUGCCUAACGAGAUCGUCCAUGAGCUCGGAGCUGGGCAUGACUUCUUCUUUGUUGCGAAUGGAGACUACAUUGGCGUUGGGUCGCGCAGCGUUGGAUCAGGUGAUUCUCAGAUUAUGAGAUACAUGUGCAAUCUGACCACAGGAUACUGGUGGUCACUGCCAGUCCCCAGCAGAAACCUGUGUCGGUCCGUGCAGAUAGAGGUUACGAGCACCAUUCUGUUCGAACCACGACUCGAUGUUGUGCUGUGAAGGUGAGGGCUGAGACUCAACGAUGUGCAGUGAGCUCCAAAUUGUGGACGACAAGAUACGGGCUGAUGGCUGAUUUAUGAAGUCGCACCGGGAGAGUCUAAAGAGCAAAUCUAUGGACGGUUAGAGAGAAAUGGAUAGGAUGUAAAUUCUGCGACAAAGGUUGGAAGCCAUGCCACUGCUCAUUUGCAGCAUGUAAUGUAAACAUAAUUUCUGUGAAGCGCUGCGGGACCUUAUGCCAAGCCCUUUUAAGUGGAGAUAUGGUUUUCAGUCAACUUUUGAAUCGCUUGAAGGUGUUAUCGAUUUAAAUUAGAGCUCUUCCACAUUUUUUCCAGAUUCCAGUUGUAGAUGAAUACUUGAGAUGGAAGGUCAAAACAGUGGAGCCCACCCGUUUGCAUCAUUUUGCAUUGCGAACAGGUAUCCCUCUUCUAUGUAUCUUGUUCUCGGGUGGAACAGAGAGGUAAAGCAGGGUCGAUAGGGACGAACACUGUACAGAUGAACAAGGAGCGCAAUAUAUAAAGUAGCUUGCGCUCUGCCACCUAGAGUAACCCAGUAGUUAGGUUAGUUAAGAAACCCUCCACACACAAACCAAGAAAAUUUGCCUGCGUCUUCACAGUCGAAUGGACUCCGUGGUAGAUUCCACCUACGAGAAACCGGGAGCAGGAGUAGAUCGCAGCUAGCUCUCCCGCUCCACUCUUGGUUCUGUCCGAUUUAUAACCACUAUUUACUUUCCGACUCCCUUGUAUGUUGUCUUGUCGGAUGGGAAUGUGCUAAUCACGUGCUUAUUACAGUUUC
This is a messenger RNA of Marchantia polymorpha subsp. ruderalis, 2758 nucleotides long. Lineage: Eukaryota; Viridiplantae; Streptophyta; Marchantiopsida; Marchantiales; Marchantiaceae. The record is from the annotation of a GenBank genome assembly.